This is a messenger RNA of Oxyura jamaicensis (ruddy duck), 970 nucleotides long. Its product is annotated as leucine-rich repeat LGI family member 4-like. The annotation marks the transcript as partial. The record is from RefSeq and is a predicted model, not a curated record. Lineage: Eukaryota; Metazoa; Chordata; Aves; Anseriformes; Anatidae. The transcript has 2 exons. Gene Ontology annotation, biological process: neuron maturation; myelination in peripheral nervous system.
CUUCAGGCCUUGGGGAACGGGCGACUGCGGCGUCCCCACGCGGUGGCCAGCGCCCGCCUGGGGGGCCACUGGUACCUGGGGGUGGCCGACAGCUCCAAGGGGGGCACCAGCACCCUCUUCCGUUGGGGGGGACGGGGCUUCUACCCCCACCAGGCCUUGAGGCCCUGGCACCGUGACACCCACCUGGAGUUCCUGGAGCUGGGGGGGCGGCCGGCCUUGGUGGUCUGCAGCGGGACGAGGAGGCCACUGGUCUACCGGUGGAGCGGGGCAGCCUUCGCCCCCCACACGGACAUCCCCCACGUCCCCGACGUCUACGCGGCCAAGCACUUCCGCCUGCGGGGUCACGUCUUCCUCUGCCUCACACGGUUCCUGGGGGACGCCAAGGUGAUGCGGUGGGAGGGGUCCAUGUUCCGUGAGGUCCAGCAGGUGCCGGCGCGGGGCUCGAUGGUCUUCCAACCCUUGUCCUUGGCCGGCCAGCGCUACGUCAUCUUGGGCAAUGACUACGCCCCGAGCCGUGUCUACCGCCUGGGACCCGGUGGCCACCUGGAGCCCACCCAGGAGCUCCUGGCCCCCGCCCCCCGUGCCUUCGCCCCCAUCUCCUUGGGUCACCGGCACUUCUUGGUGGCCGCCAGCUUCAAGGGGGCCACCCAGAUCUACCGGCAUGUCACCGUGGACUUGGGGGCUUGAGGGACGUGGGGACGUCCCGCUGUGGUGGGGACAGGAGAUGUGAUGUUGUCGUGGGCUUGGGAGCGUGGUGGACUUGGGGCUGUUGGCCAUGAUGUCACCAUGGGCCUGGGUGCCCAAGGGACAUGGGACAUUGGUCAUCAUGUCAUCAAGAACCUCAGGACCUGGGGACAUUGGCCAUCAUGUCAUCAAGAACCUGGCGACCUGAGGACAUGGGGACAUUGGUCAUCAUGUCAUCAAGAACCUGGGGACAUGGGGACAUGGGGACAUUGGCCAUCAUGUCAUC